Messenger RNA from Mytilus californianus (California mussel), 3965 nucleotides. RefSeq lists its product as uncharacterized. NCBI's taxonomy places the organism in Eukaryota, Metazoa, Mollusca, Bivalvia, Mytilida, Mytilidae. The record is from RefSeq and is a predicted model, not a curated record. Gene Ontology annotation, biological process: mesoderm morphogenesis. The transcript has 5 exons. Gene Ontology annotation, molecular function: growth factor activity; heparin binding. The coding region runs from base 33 to 1133 and encodes 366 amino acids. Gene Ontology annotation, cellular component: extracellular region.
UUGGUCUUCAAUACUAGUAUAUACGCUACAACAUGAAAAACGUGUUUGUUCUUUUGGUGGCUGUCCUGGUAGCUACAGUCGCUGCUAAAAAGGGAUGGAAACUUCGAGAGCGACAACGAUGCAAAUAUGAUAAAAGUGCAUGGAGUGACUGUGACACAGCAACAAAUACCGUCAGCCGAGUUUUGACUCUAAAAUCCGGCGAGGAAGGAUGCCAAGAGACACAGAACCAAACUAUAACAUGUGAUAGGUUUGAAAGACUACAAGCAUGGAAAGUAAAAAAGGCGGAAAGUAGAAGAGAAUGGCAGGAAAAGAAACAACAAAGAAAAGAACAAAAACAAGAGAUGAAAGAGAAUAAACAGCUUGUAAAAAUGCAACUUAAAAGAUGCCGGUAUGACCACAGUGACUGGAGUGAGUGCGAUAUAGCAACAAAUACAGUAACCCGAAAUUUUACUUUGAGUGAAGGCGAACAGGGUUGUGAACAAACGCACACUAUCACCAUAACUUGUGAUAAACUUAACAGAAUACAGGCAUGGAAAGCAAAGAAAGUGGACCGUAAACAGAAAAGAAAGAAUGAAAAAUUGCAAAUGAAGCAAGAGAGAAAAGAAAAAAGAAAGCUUGUAAAAGAACAAAGACUUAAAUGCAAAUACGACAAGGAAAACUGGAGUGAUUGUGAUAAUACAACAAACACAGUAAACCGAGUUCUGACAUUAAAGGACGGAGAAGAAGAAGAAUGCGAACCAACAAUAAUUGUCACCAUUUCAUGUACAAAGUUUGAGCGUAUUCAACAGUGGAAAGCAAAAAAAAUGGAGCGCAAAAAUGAAAAGAAGGAGAAUAAAAUGUUAAUUAGAGAACAGAAAAAUAUUUGGAAAGAUAAUAAAAAGAUAGUCAAGGAACAGCGUAGACUCGGAUGCAGCUUUGAUGUUACCUUCAGCGAAUGUGAUCCUACAACGAACAUGGUUACAAAAUCAUACAUACCAACAAUAGAUGACGACGAUUCAUGUGAAAAUAGGUCAUUUGAAUAUUCAUGUGAUUUGCAUGAAAGAUUAAUGGAAAAGAAGAAAAAACGUCAGGACAAAAGAGCUAAUAGAAAAAAUAAUAGGAAGGAGUUUAGACAACAGAGGCUUCUGAUCUAAACUAAACAUUUUUGAAGUAUGAUCAAGAAUAAAUCCACGUUUCAUCAUGUAUAAUGUAUUAAGACUGAGAAAAAUAGUUAGUUCAAUCCUGCGUCAAAUUGUUUUCUAAACAUAUUAAAGUGACACAGAACAGUUUGAUAGGUAGUUUGGUGGUUCAGUGAUAUCAAUUGAGAAAUUAGGCUGAUAUGGAAGUGAUCGCAAAUGUAAAUAUAAUAGAUGAAUAUAUAUAUAAUAUAUAUAUAUAUAUAUAAACAUUCCAAAAAUUUAUUAGAAUUGUGGUUCCUUUUCAGCUUUAAUGGUAGACUUUUUUAAGACUUUAGAAACCAAAGACGACACUCGUUUCUGUUGCAUUUUUAUUAAAUCACGACUUACUUUUUAAUAAAUAUUGUACAAAACAUAAUUUCUGUGAAUGUUAAUUUUUCUAUCGCAGUUGUCGGAUUUAUACGCAAUAGUUUUGUUGCCGUAGUCUCGUAAUAGAAGCUGAUGAUCUGAAUCGAACUUCUAAAUAUACAUACGUCAUUUUCACUCUGAACUCGCACAUAAUUCGAAAUAAGAUACUUUAAAUUUUAAAGAUGAUACAAUGAAACAACCAUUUCAUGAUAAAAUUGAAAAUAAUAUGUGUUCACAAGAACUAAAUACAAUAACUACUGCAAAAUUAUGAAAUCAAUAAAUAAGAAAAUAGAAAACUAUAUUGUUUAUCAUAACUUACCUAUUCUUUUUCACAGUUUUUAUUGUAAAGGAUACCAAAUACCAAUAGAUCUUUUCUACUUUUAUAUCAAAACCUGAAGGUACACAGAUUUCGGUCCAAUAGCAAAAUUUGAACUCAAAGGUUUCAAUAUAAAGUUAACAGACCAAAACAAAAUACUUCAUGGACCACUAACAUAAAUUCGGAUCAUAUAUUAACUGGUAUCACACGACAUAUUUUCGCAAUCUUGAUGUUCAAUUUUUAUUUACCUUGAUUUGUUUCUUCUAAGCUGCUUUUUUAGAUUUAAAAAUCGGCAAACUACUAUUGCUAAAAUUAUGUCUGGUUUUACUAUAGUUGAGAUCUCACUAAACAUGUUCAACCCCGCCGCAUUUUUGCGCCUGUCCCAAGUCAGGAGCCUCUGGCCUUUGUUAGUCUUGUAUGUUUUUUUUAAUUUUAAUUCAUUUGUAUGUUUCGAAGUUUAGUGUGAUGUCCAUUUUCACUGAACUAGUACACAUUUUUGUUUAGGGGCCAGCUGAAGCCCGCCUCAGGAUGCGGAAUUUUCUCUCUGUUUUGAAGACCCAUUGGUGGCCUUGGGCUGUUUUCUGCUCUUUAGUCCGGUUAUGUCUCUUUGACACAUUCCUCAUUGAUUUCCCAUUCUCAAUUUUAGAAUGGUUCUGAUCUGUAAAGUUACCGAUAGUGUUCAAUUGUUAAUAGUGACAUUAAAACUGAGUGUGGAUUCGCAUGACGGGUGAUACAUGCAUGCCAAGAGACACUUACCCUGUCUACGAAACCUGUCUCGUUCCUUUUUGAGUUCAUGCGGUUCCCUCAUUUUUUGUUUUUACCUUCCUGUGUAUCUUCUUAUUAGAUUUAUAAGAUUUUAACAUCGGUAAACAACUGUGGCCUCUAAUCGAUCUCUUAGCUGCCACAUCAUUUAUGUUAUGGAAUGUCCUUGUUUCAAAAAGUAUUUACCGAAAGUCUAUUCCUAGAGGCCAGAUUAAUUUUAUUAAACUAACAAAGACCUAGAAAAAAAUGAAAACAAUACUUUAUAAAUGUUAUGCGCCCGAAGCGCUUUUCUAGAUUUACCGUUACCAGGAACGCCCAAAAAUCAGUACUUGAAAACCAAAGAUGUGUAAGAACCGAAACAGUUGAUGAGCUAUAUAAACAAAAUAGGCCGAUGACCAAAGUCGGAAUUUUCAAAUUUUAAUCGUCAAAAAUACCACAUGGCUAUAUCAUAUAUCAUUUGAUUCGAAAAUGUGUGUACUUUAAAAUAAAUUUGGUCGUCAAAAGAAAAUAUGGUGCAGUUUUUUAGAAAUCAAGUCACUUAUCGUUUUCAAGGGAAAACAAAAUUGAAUAUCUAAUUCCAAUCUAAAUACCCUUAUUGCAGUAGAAUGAUUGCAAACUUGAAUCUAUUUUCUUUCUUAUUCAAUUUUUAAUCAAAAAAGUGGAAACCCAUCAUUAAAUGAGUUUGCCGAGUAAACGUAUGCGAUUGUACAAAAAGGGGGAUGGCUUUCAUAUUAAAAAGAUGUAUUUUUUUCAAAAAAUAAGAACAACGGCCGUCAAAACUACACAAAAAGUAUAGACAUGUAUAAAUAAAUAUGUAUUUGUUAAUAUAACUAUCUAUUAUACCUCAAUGAAUGUGGAAAAUUGAGUUUUGGGCAUAUAGGUUGAAUUCGAUACAUGCAAAACUGACAACAAAAAUUAUUUCAAAACAGACUUAUAAUGGAGUUUAAACAAUGUCAUGACGUUUUGUAUGAAAUAAAAUGUAUUAUCUCAGAUGGUGCCAUUAAAACAAAAUACAUAUAUGGUUUGGCGAUAUCUGGCCACAGCUUUUAUUCAUAAUAUAGAUUCAUAUGAUAUAUAUAUAUAUAUAUAGAUAGAUAGAUGUAUAUGUAUAUGUAGAUAGAUAUAUGGUUGGUUACCCAAAGAUAAUAUGGCAACCUUGCAAAUAGAUAGAUAGAUAUAUAUGAAAAUGUAAAGAUGCACCGUGGGAUACACUGGUGCUUUAAAUUUAGAAAACACCGUGGGAUACACAAGUGUAGUCUGUAUUAUCCAAAAACCUAAAAUUUCAUAGUUAACAUUAAGAUUCUAUGCAGCGAAUUCUGCCAUUUACUGGAAAUCUAUUUAUGAUGCUCAAAGUUCAAAUAAAA